AUGUGCAACAAAAUGUCAGAUGUUCGCCUUUCUAAUGCGAGCCCGACAUUGGAGAGGGUGGAUGCGCGGCAGCCGGAUAAUGUCAGACCUCCGGUGCGCAGAAACCUUUUUGGAAGACCUGACCGAGAGGAGGUACGGAGGUACGUGACGGACUCGGUGCGGGAAGAUGUGCAGGCUUUCACGGAGAGAUAUAACUUCGACCCGGUCACCGAGACGCCGCUUGCUCCGCGCAAUUACGACUGGCAGCAGGACAGCGACCCACCGGAAUUUUAUCUCCGACCGCCUCACACCGUCCACCGGCCGCAGCGAGAGAUAGACUCGCCCAACGGGGACUCGCAGGACGGGGAUGGCGAGGAGGAGGCGAGUGGAAGUCGGUCGCAUCGCCAGCGAGACCGAGGAGAUUCACGGAAAAGACGCUCGGAAGAUUCAGGUUCUUGCUCCGACGAGUGCCAGACUAAAAGGUCGCAUACCGACGAAGAUGAUGAUGAAGACCAGUCGGACGGUGCAGGAACUGUGGCGCUAACAGGCGCGCAGGAGAAACCCAGCAGGCCAGAAAACUGCGCGGAGGUCCAAUGAAAACCAGAGCGAAGAGAAGAGACCUGUUGCUGGUGGAAUACUGUAGCCUUUCUCAUCUGACAAGAGUGGAGAGAAAAUUUAUAUUAAAAUAACAAAAAAAGCAGCCUUAUCCUAAAGAAGGGAGGAGGAGAAGGCUGCACAAGCACUGAAUAUGUACACUAUCAAGUUUUGGCACUCAUAUUAAGCAAAUUGCCUCAGAAGCAGCAGACAAUGUAGCAGUGUGCAAAUGGAGUUUUGCUCAUUUUUUCCUUUUUUUGUAUCUACUACCUAUGUUUAAGAUGUAGCACAUAAGAAAGCAUAUUAUGCUUUUCAUACCUUCUUUUGUUUAAAUGUGUUUAAAUAAGUGUGUAAAUUUGACUCGGGAAGUUGCAGUGCAAUUUUCCAGCAGAGAGAUAUUAUUUUGUUAUAGUGGUCAUUUGUAUCAUUAUUCAGGUAAACUGAGUUAAGUUAAAAUAAAAAUUAAAAAAAAAUGCAGAUUUCAAGAAGUCAGGGUAAUGUGGAAGCAAAAUGUCUUCACUUUUUCUGUGGCUUUAUUUUCCCAGUGUUAUAUAUCUUGUUUUUUGGGUUUUUUUUUUGAAGGCCCAGAUGGCCACACUGUAAGUUGAGGGUCCAUCUAACUGGGAAUAGCCAUGAUAGAUAAAGUUUACAUGCAAAUAAUGUCUCCCUAUUUCCCAUUUUUGUGUCAUUUUUUUCUUAUUUUAAGGGGGUUUGCCAAAGUUUGUGCCCUUUUUUUCCUGUGGGUGAGGGAUGGGGUGGGAGGGUGGCUAAACUGCUGAGCAAUAUCCAACCAAAUUUUUUUUAUUUUUAAAGUAUUUGCUAAUAAUCCUAAGAGUUAGCUUUUAUUUUUAAAUUAGGCAACUUAUUAUUCUCGUGACUUUUCAGGUCACAUAUCCCACCCCACUUUUUAACAAGUGUGGUCCAGCUUAACAUAGAUGAAAAAUGUGUUAAAAUCACUGGGCUGUGUUCUAUUAUUAUGCAAAUAUGUGAAUCAAAGAAUUGUCUUUGUGGUGUGGAAUUCAUGACGAACAUGUAAUUGCACUAUUGUUCAUUUGUCGUUAUUUUUAGUGAGGGCAGAAAAAACUAAGGGACACCACCUCACUUGGUGUCAGACUUUGAAGUGUACCUGUGUGCCUGUUCUUUUUUUUUUUUUUUUUUUUGAAAAACACUGAAAAAAUUAAACUAACUUAUUUAUGUUGAGCUUUUUUUCUGUGGGUGUAUGUACAGCCUCCCAAAGUGAAAUUUUUGUGCAUUUUUGUAAAUAUAUAUUUUCAUUAUUGUUUUUAAGAUAAAUAAAUAAAAUUGCAAAACUGAGCCUAAUAAUCGA
Messenger RNA from Amphiprion ocellaris (clown anemonefish), 1900 nucleotides. RefSeq names its product cyclin-dependent kinase inhibitor 1Ba (gene cdkn1ba). The transcript has 3 exons. Gene Ontology annotation, molecular function: protein-folding chaperone binding; cyclin-dependent protein serine/threonine kinase inhibitor activity. The record is from RefSeq and is a predicted model, not a curated record. NCBI's taxonomy places the organism in Eukaryota, Metazoa, Chordata, Actinopteri, Pomacentridae. Gene Ontology annotation, biological process: G1/S transition of mitotic cell cycle; regulation of cell cycle; negative regulation of cell population proliferation. Bases 1 to 576 code for a protein of 191 amino acids. Gene Ontology annotation, cellular component: nucleus; cytoplasm.